This is a messenger RNA of Poeciliopsis prolifica (blackstripe livebearer), 5202 nucleotides long. RefSeq names its product solute carrier family 8 member 2a (gene slc8a2a). Gene Ontology annotation, cellular component: postsynapse; sarcolemma; axon. Lineage: Eukaryota; Metazoa; Chordata; Actinopteri; Cyprinodontiformes; Poeciliidae. The transcript is spliced from 14 exons. The record is from RefSeq and is a predicted model, not a curated record. Gene Ontology annotation, molecular function: calcium:sodium antiporter activity. Bases 251 to 3046 code for a protein of 931 amino acids. Gene Ontology annotation, biological process: calcium ion import across plasma membrane; cell communication; sodium ion transmembrane transport.
UGCCCCGCGCGCGCGUCUCGCAGCAUCUCCAGCACACUGUCAGUCAACGACGAUGAGCGGGAGCCCGAAAACUCGCCGUGUGAGUUCAGGCGCGUCUCAGAUGGGGGACAGCUCAACCGGGUGACAUUUCUGAGAACCUCCGCCGGUCAUGGCAGCUUUUGGUGGAGACACGCCGCGAAGCUGAAGGACCAACCCAGCUUCCCCCGCCAGUGACCUCUGACCCCCAGGUGCCAUCUGACUCAGGGAUACGAUGGGGCUCCUUUCCUUUCACCACGGGCCACUCUUCCUUGUCUUCUUCUUCCUCCUCUUCCUGUGCCACCCCUGCAUUUCCAUCAGGCCUCAAGUCCUGGAGCGAGCGUCUGCGCCUGAACAAUCUCAGUCCUCUGACAACUCCACAGAGUCUGAAAAGAAGACUUGUGCAGGUGUCGUGAUGUGUAAACCCGGCAUUCUGCUGCCAGUCUGGGAGCCUCUCAACCCUCCGGUUGGGGAACAAGCAGGGAGGGCGAUUGUGUACUUCCUGUCUCUCAUGUACAUAUUCCUUGGAGUAUCCGUCAUUGCUGACCGCUUCAUGGCAUCCAUAGAAGUCAUUACAUCUCAGGAGAAGGAAGUGACCAUUACCAAACCUGAUGGGGAAACCACGGUGAAAACCGUGCGGGUCUGGAAUGAAACCGUGUCCAACCUGACACUCAUGGCCCUGGGCUCCUCCGCACCAGAGAUCCUGCUCUCAGUUAUUGAGGUGUGUGGACACAACUUCAAUGCUGGGGAGCUCGGUCCAGGCACCAUAGUCGGCAGUGCGGCCUUUAACAUGCUUGUGAUAAUUGGUCUGUGUGUGUCAGUAAUUCCAGAUGGACAGUCUCGCAAGAUCAAACACCUGCGAGUGUUUUUUAUCACAGCUUUCUGGAGCAUCUUUGCAUACAUUUGGCUCUACCUCAUUCUGGCCGUCAUCUCCCCAGGGAUUGUUGAGGUUUGGGAAGCUGUAGUCACUCUGCUGUAUUUUCCCGUCUGUGUGAUGUUGGCUUGGAUCGCCGACCGCCGCCUGCUCUUUUACAAAUACAUGCAUAAAAGAUACCGCACCAACAAGAGGCAUGGGAUUGUAGUGGAAAUGGAGGGGGACGAUUCCAGCAAAGGCAUCGAUGGUAUCAUGGAAGGAAAGCUGCCAGACGGCAAUCCAGGCCCUGGAAACUCCUCUAGUGUGACGGUGUCUGUGCAGACAGGCAGUGAGCUGGACCAGAACAAAGAUGAGGUCGUCCGCAUCUUGAAAGAUCUGAAGGAGAAGCAUCCUGAUAAAGACCUGGACCAGCUGAUCGAGAUGGCCAACUACUCUGCCCUGGUCCACCAGAAGAAGAGCCGUGCCUUUUAUCGUGUCCAAGCAACACGGAGGAUGAUCGGUGCUGGAAACAUCUUAAAGAAGCACGCAGCAGAUCAGAAACGGCGUGCGGCGGGACAGGAUGCAGACAAGGCCACAUGCUCACACAUCUGUUUUGAGAGCGUCCAGUACCAAUGCACAGAGAACUGUGGCUCUGUGACCCUGUGGGUGGUCCUCGAUGGAGGAACAGGCCAAAACACCUUCUAUGUGGACUACCGUACAGAAAAUGGAUCUGCUAACGCUGGAUCAGACUAUGAGUUUAACGAGGGGACUCUCACAUUCAAACCAGGGGAAACCCGAAAAGAGAUCAAGGUGGGGAUUUUGGAUGAUGACAUCUUUGAAGAGGAUGAACAUUUCUUUGUGCGUCUUCAAAAUCUGAGGUUAGAGGAGGGAGGGAGUGAAGGGACCGGUUCUCCGCCCAAGGCCAGACUGGUGGAACCUCUGCUGGCCACAGUCACUAUACUGGACGAUGACCAUGCUGGAAUAUUUACCUUUGAGCAGAAGGUGCUGCAAGUGAGUGAGAGCACCGGCAUGCUGACGGUGACCGUGUUGAGGAACUCGGGCUCCAGGGGCACAGUAGCUGUGCCGUACCACACUGAGGAUGGUAGUGCCAAGGCUGGAGUGGACUAUGAGAAGGCCACAGGGGAGGUGGAAUUCACCAAUGAACAGACAAGACAGACAUUACAGAUACGUAUUUUAAAUGUGGAGGAAUACGAAAAGCGGGAAAACUUCUUCGUUGCGCUUGAAGACCCCAAGUGGCUGAAGAGAGGAAUUUCUGCUCUACUUCUGAACCAGGGUAACCCAACUCCUGAGGAGGAGGAGGCCAGGAGGAUUUCUGAGAUGGGCAAACCUAUUCUAGGAGAGCACAGCAGACUAGAAGUCAUCAUAAAAGAAGCCUGUGAUUUUAAGACUCCCAAUGGAGUCAUAGACCAGAGCACCGUGGAUCAUCUCCUCCAAGACACAAAUCUAGCAGAAGUGAUUGGGACUCACUCGUGGAAAGAGCAGUUCAUUGAAGCAGUCACAGUGAGUGCAGGUGAUGAUAACGAGGAGGGACAGGAGCAACGAACGCCCAACUGCUUCGACUACUUUAUGCACAUACUCUGCAUUUUCUGGAAAAUUUUAUUUGCUUUUGUCCCUCCCACCGAGUACUGGAACGGCUGGGCGUGCUUCAUUGUGUCCAUCUCUGUCAUCGGCCUCCUGACCGCCGUCAUCGGAGACCUGGCGUCGCAUUUUGGCUGCACUGUGGGCCUCCGAGACACUGUGACGGCUGUGGUCUUUGUGGCGCUGGGGACUUCACUUCCUGACACAUUUGCCAGUAAAGUGGCUGCCACUCAGGACCAGUAUGCAGACGCAUCCGUGGGCAACGUGACGGGAAGCAACGCAGUCAAUGUGUUUCUGGGCAUCGGCCUGGCCUGGUCCGUGGCUGCGGUGUACUGGGAAGUCAAAGGGAAGGUCUUCCGCGUCGACCCUGGCUCCCUGGCCUUCUCGGUCACACUCUUCACUAUUUUUGCAUUCUUCAGCAUGGGAGUGCUGAUGCUACGCAGGAGGCCGUCCAUAGGAGGCGAACUCGGGGGUCCGAGGAUCCCCAAGGUCCUCACCUCGCUGCUCUUCUUCGGUCUCUGGUUCCUGUACAUCCUCUUCUCCAGCCUGGAGGCCUAUUGCCAUAUACAAGGAUUCUGAGAGAGUCAGAAGGUCACACUUACAGACACACAACUGUGACAGUCACUACCAAUAGGAAUCCAUCACCCUCACGUUUGACUCCUGCUGCCAUGGUUCAAAACAUAUACACAACGUGUGACUAGUCAGUAGGACUCUUUGUCACAAUACAAAGUAAUUUCUUUUAAAUAUAUUAGAUUAUAGUUAACUGUAUUUCAAUCUGGAGAGACUCAGACACAGAAAGAAAGCGAUUAGAAAAGUUUAUUGACAUGCAUAAAUUAAGUCUUUGGCGCUCGGGCCCCGGCUACGGACAUCGAGCUGUGAUUGCGAUGAGCUCGGAUGGGGAUUCCCGAUGCUGAUAGGAAAGUCAUCCCCAGGGACCCGACACUGGUGGUGGAGGUCGGUGAAUGAAGUAUGCCUGGAGAGCCAGGACAAUGGAGGUGGAGAAGGGGUGGAGGUGAGUUGAGCGCAGCAGCGAAGCGGAAGACGCCUUGGAUGGACGUCCUUUUCAACUGGGGCAUGGACGGUGAUUGGCUGCGACAUGGCUUGGUCCAGCGAUGAUAGGUGGUGAUUAUCGGGAUGCGCCGAUUAGAUGAUGCAGGUGGGGCUAAAGAGUCUUCCAGUUUGAAUUUAGGCCCAGGCUUCAUUAUGCAUAAAGGAUAUAGGCAGACAAAUAUUUCUGAUCAUUAAAAUAAUGCUGAUAAUUCACAUCCAGACUCAAAGUUACACGUACAAAGCCAAGGACGCUGGUAAAUGUGGUUUGCACAAAGUUGUGGAGGACCAAACCUGACAUACGAACAAAAGGCAUACAUAUAUAUUUAGUUUUUCUUUGUCCUCACACACGAGCAUUUUUUUUCAUUUCCACUAAACCUGUGUUUUUGUCAAGAAAAGUAGAUGUUUCGUCUUGUCUUUUCCUUAUACAAGCCCUCCUUCUUUUGUCAUUGCCUCCUCUCCUUUUUCUACUCGAUUGUCUACUUUUUCUAACCAGUGAUUAUGUAAAAGAAACAUUCGUAGCUGACGACAAUCAAAAAGAAACGGCUUGUUUAAAAGUCCAAGGCUUUUGCCAAAAGACUACGUCUUAUUUGAUCCAUGAUGGCUGCAAAACUCCAUUGGAGUGUUUCAGAACAUUCCUAAUGACUCCGUGGGAAAAUAGCUGAGAACAGAUACAGCGCAGGAAAAUCAGGUUUGAACUAACCAUUAAACUCACAUUCAUUUCAGGCAGAUGGCAACAUUAUGGACUGUGUGUAAGAGUUUGUCACUCUGAAUGGAUCCAUAUUCCAAACUGGAUUUUUUUUUUUUUAGGUUUGAAGAAUACAUUUACACAAGUAUUUCACUGAAUUAAAUUAAAGAAAGUGAAAAACUGAAGGUAAAGUUAAAAGACGUGAAGUUUGUUACUUUCUCAGGCUGCAAGACACUAUGGAGCUGCUCACAACCAUUAAUAAGCUACUUGGUUCAUACAACUGUAUUUCCUGUCACAGUCAGGCUGGGAACACAAACUGUAGAAAUGGUCAAAAGAAAAUACACCCUCUAAAGUCUGGCUUUCCACUCCAAAAACACUGGACAAUUCAGUGUCAAUUUAUUCGCAACACAUUGCAUCAAUUAUACAUCAAAAGCCUAGAAGUGAUAGAGGGUGGAUUUUUUUUAAUUAUGAUUGUAAUUAAAACAUUUACAUUCACUCAUCAUGCAUGUCAUAUAAAUAUUGAGCUUUAAGGUAUGUAUUUGAACUACUUUUUUUUUUAAGGGUGGACUAAUACGAUAAAAACAUUAGAAACAAUAAAAAAAGGACUGGGAGCCUAAGUUUUAAUUGAUUGUGGAUUUUUCUUAAACCACACGGGUCAUGAAUAUGAAUACAAGCUCAAAUAUAUACAUACACCCUAAGUUUCAUAUAUAUAAUUCCUGAAUUAUUUCAUUCAUCUGACGCUAACAGUUUGACACGCCCUUCGCUCAACUAUACAAGAAGAAAAAAUGUCCAGAUUGUUUAGAAGCUGGGUGAAACCAAGAAAAACCAAUACGUGUGAAUGAAUUCUACCUUUUUUGGUAAUAAGAAUUGUAAAAUUAAUGGUGCCCCAUUAAGUUGAAGUGCAGAAUAAUAAUGAUGAUAAAUAUGAUUUUUACAUGCAAAAUCUGACUGUCAAUGCAUAUCCACUGAUCGAUUGUUCAUACCCACUGAUUAAAACUAA